AUGAUUCACGAUAAUGACAACAACCAACCAAGAACAGGAACACCUUCAUCAAAACGAAGGUCCUCCUCCUCUAUUAGAUUCAAAUCACCCGUUUCCGAAACUUCUCCUCCGUCAUGUUAUUCCUCUGGGAUGAGUAAUAGUUCCAACAGCAGUUGCGAUUUGGCUAAUAGUGAAAGUGAAACUUCUUUAAAUCAAAUUGGAAUAUAUUUGGCAAAUUCAGGUUCAAUCAUUGAAAAUAAUGACUCUCUAGAACCCAUUUUCAAGAGAGGUAUUGACGUGAUUGAUUUUGUCGCAAGGACUCUUAAUGUUCAUUCCGAUGUGGUGUUAAUCAUUGAUAGAAAUGGAAAGAAACUGAAAAACGACUCCAUGUGCUCGGAAAUGUUUAAAAAUAGUGAUCAGUUAUUUGUGUUUAUCGCCAAGAAUUGGUUAGAUACAACUCUCAAAGAAUGUAUGGAAAUCAAGGAGCAAUCAAAAAAGAGUAUCACCCAUGAUGAACAACGAUUAUUUCAAGAUUUGUUAGAUUGUUGCAUGAAACAAUACGACGCUAUUCAAGCAAUAGUGAAAUAUUUUAAUUCCAUGAAAGACAAGGCUCAAGAAAUCACUGAGACCAUUAAGAAGAGAAUUCCUGAACUAACGAAAAUGAAUCUCUCUAAAUUGAAAAAUAUUUAUGUGAAUAACAAUAUUACAAAUAUGGGACACCCAAAAUCACUUAACGAACAUUUCAAUAAUGUACAAGAGCAAAUGAAAACAUUUAUAGAAAAAUUUAAUCCAAGAUUGGAAGAGUUGAAUAAGAUCUCUUUUGGCAUUUCCUUGAACACAGACAAAAUUGAAAAUUUGUUUUUAGAAAUGACUGCUACACGAGAUGAUCCUGACAAAUGGAUGAACUGUAUCAUAGAGCUGCGAAGUACAUUGAACACUAUACUAAUGUCAGACGUUUAUCAACAAUUUUUGAAUUUAUCCAAACUGAGUCACACUCAGAGUAUUUUAUCCCAUUUUUAUCCUCGAUUUAAGGUAAGUGCUGUGGUGAUCAUUAUUGUUUACAAAAAUUGGACUGAUUUUUUUGACAAGGCGAUGGACCAUAUGGAUGAUAUUUAUAAUUUGACUCUUCUAGAAUUGCAUCAACGAAAUUUAUUUUGUGGAAGACUCCAAACAACCAUUGAUGAGCUGAAUAAACUCAUCAGACAGGAGAAUGAAAGGAGGUCCUCAUUCACAGCCAUGAUCAAAGAUUUUGAAAAAACGCAUGCUUAUCGAUAUCUAUGCUCUCUAGUUCCUCAACUGAGUCAUCGUGUGCAAGAGAUGGAACAACAAUGUAAUCAAACACCAGAUAUUGUACUCUCAGAGUCAGAAUUCAAUUCUACAAUUAUCAAAUAUAACACUCUCUAUGAACAAUAUAGGAUCAAGUACUCAUCUCCAGAAAUGGAGCAAAUAUCAUACUAUUCCAUGCUCACUUUUAAAACGCUAUCCUCGAUUGAACAGAUAAAAUCAAGCAAAGAUAACAUUGACGAGAGCGAGAAAAAGAACUUUGAACAAGAUUACUUGGAGAGCGUGACAGAAAUUCAAAAUCUAACCAUGGAAGUAGAUUCAUUAAAAUCUGAGAUUGAUCGUUUCAAACAUGACAACUACAAACUAGAGUUGGAAAUACGAAACAAACACAAUUUGGAGAUGGAAAUUCAAAAUCUACAAACAAAGAUAACAAGCAUAGAGAAAGAACAAAAUUCUACACUCAAAGAGAAUGAAACUUUAAGGUCCAGUAUUUCAGAUUAUGAAACUCAGUUAAACAUGUUACGAAAACAAAUCUCAACAAUGACAGAGAAGCAAACUUUAAUGGAAGAGCAGUACGAAUCACUCCAAAAUGAACACAAACAUACCAUUGAGAAAUAUCAACAAGUCCUACAAAAAUCCGACAAAUUACAGAACGACUAUGAAGAUGAUACUGAACAAUUGCGCAAACAAAUUUCUGGGUUGCAAAAAGAAAAUUCAAUCCUGAUAGAGAAUGAAUUGCAACUGAAAAAGAAAAUCUCUGACUUGGAAAAUGAAAAUGUAUGUCUCAAAGCGACACAUGAAGAGCAAGAGAAACAACGACAAUCCACAAUUUCCUCACAAGACCAAGAAAUUUCUGACCUUAAAAAGAAAUUACAUUCACUGGAAAAUGAGAAACGUGAGAUGAUUCAGAAUCACAUGACCUCGUCGCAGAUGGAAGAGUCUCAACGUAGUGAGCUUGAAAAAAAAGUUGAAACCUUGAACAAGAAAUUAGAAAGAGCUCAAGGUAACAUUAAAGACUUGACAGAAUCACAUGCAAUGGAAAUGGACUCUAUACGCAAACAGUUAGAGGAUUGUGAACGUUCUCGUCAAGAGAUUGAAUCAAGAAAUGUUAAAUUGGCUCUCGAUUUUCACAAUUUGGCUUCUGAAAUUCAAACCAACAAGGAAGAUCAUUAUUUGAGAGAGGCCAAAACGGUGAGCUAUUUGAGCGUACUUGAUACGUUGCUUGGAGAGUUAAUGGCUUACCUGGUACAUAAUUAUGAUUUGUGUGAGAAGUUGCCAGAUCUUGGAGCUAGAGCAGAAGACAUUAAAUAUUUACAUGACGAGCUGAGAGAAGUAUUGAAAAACUUUAACACUGAAAGUGUUGACUUUAGCGUGGUGAGGAGAAUUGAAGAUGUCAUUAGAUUAAUUGUCAAGGAGUUAGAUCACCCAAACAAAACCAACAACAAUCAACGACUGGUAUAA
This is a messenger RNA of Naegleria lovaniensis, 2724 nucleotides long. RefSeq lists its product as uncharacterized. The transcript has 3 exons. The record is from RefSeq and is a predicted model, not a curated record. Bases 1 to 2724 code for a protein of 907 amino acids. NCBI's taxonomy places the organism in Eukaryota, Heterolobosea, Eutetramitea, Acrasida, Naegleriidae.